GGUUCUACGUGAUGAUAUACAAAAAAUGAAUCCGCCUAAAUUCGACAAAGUCGAGGAUAUGGCCGAAUUAACAUGUCUCAAUGAAGCAUCCGUCUUGCACAAUAUCAAAGACAGAUACUAUUCUGGUCUAAUUUAUACAUAUUCCGGUCUUUUCUGCGUUGUUGUUAAUCCCUAUAAGAAAUUACCAAUUUACACGGAAAAAAUUAUGGAACGGUAUAAGGGCAUUAAAAGACACGAAGUGCCACCACAUGUCUUUGCCAUAACAGACACCGCCUACAGAUCUAUGUUGCAGGAUCGUGAAGAUCAAUCGAUAUUGUGUACCGGUGAAUCAGGUGCUGGUAAAACCGAAAAUACGAAAAAAGUUAUUCAGUAUUUAGCUUAUGUGGCUGCCUCCAAACCCAAAGGUUCUGGUGCGGGCGAGUUGGAGCAACAACUUUUACAAGCCAAUCCAAUUCUGGAAGCCUUUGGUAAUGCCAAGACUGUGAAAAACGACAAUUCAUCACGUUUUGGUAAAUUCAUUCGCAUCAAUUUCGAUGCAUCGGGCUAUAUAUCAGGUGCCAAUAUCGAAACAUAUCUACUUGAAAAAUCUCGUGCCAUUCGUCAAGCCAAAGACGAGCGAACAUUCCAUAUUUUCUAUCAAUUACUUGCCGGCGCAUCGCCCGAACAACGUGAAAAAUUCAUCUUAGAUGACAUCAAAACAUAUCCAUUCCUCUCCAAUGGCAGUUUGCCGGUGCCCGGUGUCGAUGAUUUCGCCGAAUAUCAAGCGACCGUUAAAUCGAUGAACAUUAUGGGCAUGACAGCGGAAGAUUUCAAUUCGAUAUUCCGUAUUGUGAGUGCGGUGCUAUUGUUUGGCUGUAUGAAAUUCCGUCAGGAACGUAAUAACGAUCAGGCUACGUUGCCCGAUAAUACGGUAGCUCAGAAAAUUGCCCACCUGUUGGGGUUGAGUGUUACCGAUAUGACGCGGGCGUUCUUAACGCCACGCAUUAAAGUCGGUCGUGAUUUUGUCACCAAGGCCCAGACAAAGGAACAGGUGGAAUUCGCUGUUGAAGCCAUUUCCAAGGCCUGCUAUGAACGCAUGUUCAAAUGGUUGGUGAAUCGUAUCAAUCGCUCGCUGGAUCGUACCAAACGUCAGGGUGCCUCCUUCAUUGGCAUUCUCGAUAUGGCCGGUUUCGAAAUCUUCGAGUUGAACUCCUUCGAACAGUUGUGCAUCAAUUACACCAACGAAAAGCUGCAACAGCUCUUCAAUCACACCAUGUUCAUACUCGAACAGGAGGAAUAUCAGCGCGAAGGCAUCGAAUGGAAAUUCAUCGACUUCGGUUUGGAUCUGCAGCCCACCAUCGAUCUGAUCGAUAAGCCCGGUGGUAUUAUGGCUCUCUUGGAUGAAGAAUGCUGGUUCCCCAAGGCGACAGAUAAGACCUUCGUUGAGAAAUUAGUGUCAGCACAUUCAAUGCAUCCGAAAUUCAUGAAGACUGAUUUCCGUGGUGUGGCCGACUUUGCCAUUGUCCAUUAUGCCGGCAAGGUUGACUACUCCGCUGCCAAAUGGUUGAUGAAGAAUAUGGAUCCCUUGAAUGAGAACAUUGUCUCGCUGUUGCAGAACUCGCAAGAUCCCUUCGUGGUGAACAUCUGGAAGGAUGCCGAGAUUGUGGGCAUGGCCCACCAGGCCCUCACCGACACCCAGUUCGGUGCCCGUACCCGCAAGGGUAUGUUCCGUACCGUGUCGCAUCUGUACAAGGAACAGCUGGCCAAGCUGAUGGACACUUUGCGCAACACCAAUCCGAACUUCGUGCGCUGCAUCAUCCCCAAUCACGAGAAACGUGCCGGCAAAAUCGAUGCUCCUCUGGUCUUAGAUCAAUUGCGUUGCAAUGGUGUGCUCGAAGGUAUUCGUAUUUGUCGCCAGGGCUUCCCCAAUCGUAUUCCAUUCCAAGAGUUCCGUCAACGCUACGAAUUGCUCACACCCAAUGUCAUUCCCAAGGGGUUCAUGGACGGCAAGAAGGCGUGCGAGAAAAUGAUCCAGGCUCUGGAACUCGACUCGAAUCUCUACCGUGUCGGUCAGUCGAAGAUCUUCUUCCGCGCUGGUGUUUUGGCUCAUCUCGAGGAAGAGCGUGACUACAAGAUCACAGAUCUGAUUGUUAACUUCCAGGCAUUCUGCCGCGGCUUCCUGGCCCGGCGCAACUAUCAGAAACGUCUGCAACAGCUGAAUGCCAUUCGCAUUAUCCAGCGCAAUUGUGCGGCCUAUUUGAAGUUGCGCAACUGGCAAUGGUGGCGCCUGUACACCAAGGUGAAACCAUUGCUGGAGGUCACCAAGCAGGAGGAGAAGCUGGUACAAAAGGAAGAUGAGCUCAAGCAGGUGCGUGAGAAAUUGGAGACACUCGCCAAGAGUACCCAAGAGUAUGAGCGCAAAUACCAACAAGCGUUGGAGGAGAAGACCUCAUUGGCCGAACAGCUGCAAGCCGAGAUCGAACUUUGCGCUGAAGCGGAGGAGUCGCGUUCCAGGCUGAUGGCUCGCAAACAGGAACUCGAAGACAUGAUGCAGGAACUCGAAACACGUAUCGAAGAAGAAGAGGAACGUGUUUUGGCCUUGGGUGUAGAAAAGAAGAAGCUUGAACUCAACAUACAAGAUCUCGAGGAACAAUUGGAAGAGGAGGAAGCGGCCCGACAAAAACUCCAAUUGGAAAAGGUGCAACUUGAUGGCAAAAUUAAGAAGUACGAAGAAGAAUUGGCCCUUACCGAAGAUCAGAAUCAAAAGUUGUUGAAAGAAAAGAAAAUAUUGGAAGAGCGAGCAAACGAUUUGUCGCAGACCUUGGCCGAGGAGGAGGAGAAGGCCAAACAUUUGGCAAAAUUGAAGACGAAACACGAGGCGACCAUUGCCGAAUUGGAAGAACGCCUGCACAAGGAUCAACAGCAACGACAAGAGACAGACCGUUCCAAGCGUAAGAUCGAGACAGAGAUGGCCGAUUUGAAGGAACAGCUGAACGAACGAAGAAUCCAGGUGGAAGAAUUGCAAGUUCAGUUGGGCAAACGUGAGGAAGAAUUGACGCAGACACUGAUGCGUAUCGAUGAAGAAUCAGCAGCAAAGGCCGCAGCCCAAAAGGCUCAACGUGAAAUUGAAUCACAGUUGGCCGAGUUGCAGGAAGAUUUGGAGGCUGAGAAGGCUGCCCGUGCCAAGGCUGAGAAGAUACGUCGUGAUUUGGGUGAAGAAUUGGAGGCAUUGAAGAAUGAGCUUUUGGAUUCAUUGGAUACCACAGCGGCACAACAAGAAUUGCGUUCGAAACGUGAACAGGAAUUGGCUUCCCUCAAGAAAUCCCUGGAAGAAGAGACCGUCAAUCAUGAGGCCUCCAUUGCUGAGAUGAGGCACAAACAUGUCCAAGAAUUGAAUGGCAUCAAUGAGCAAUUGGAAAAUCUGCGUAAGGCCAAGGCGGUGCUGGAAAAAGCCAAAUCCACAUUGGAAGCUGAAAAUGCCGAUUUGGCCACAGAAUUGCGCAGUGUUAAUAGCUCCCGCCAAGAAAACGAUCGUCGUCGUAAACAAGCUGAAUCUCAAAUAGCUGAAUUACAGGUGAAAUUGGCCGAAGUGGAACGUGCUCGUUCGGAAUUGCAAGAGAAAUGCACAAAACUGCAACAGGAAUCCGAGUACAUAACAAAUCAAUUGGAACAGGCCGAAUUGAAAGCAUCUGCCGCUGUUAAGUCGGCCGGUAAUAUGGAAUCGCAACUUGCCGAAACCCAACAACUGCUCGAAGAAGAAACCCGCCAGAAACUUUCCCUGUCGUCGAAACUACGCCAGCUAGAAUCGGAGAAGGAGGCGCUGCAGGAACAGCUCGAAGAAGAUGAAGAAACGAAAAAGAACUAUGAACGUAAGCUGGCCGAAUUGUCGGUGACCAUGCAAGAGAUUAAGAAGAAGGCCGAAGAGGAUGCCGAUGCAGUCAAGGAAUUGGAAGAGGGUAAGAAACGGCUGAACAAGAGCAUUGAAGAUUUGGAAAGACAGGUCAAGGAGCUGACAGCUCAAAAUGAUCGUUUGGACAAGAGUAAAAAGAAGAUUCAAUCUGAGUUGGAGGAUGCCACCAUUGAAUUGGAAGCACAACGCACAAAGGUGCUCGAGUUGGAAAAGAAACAAAAGAACUUUGAUAAGAUCCUAGCCGAGGAGAAAGCCAUCUCCGAACAAUAUGCCCAAGAACGUGAUACUGCCGAACGUGAAGCCCGCGAAAAAGAAACCAAGGUGUUGUCGCUCAGUCGUGAAUUGGAUGAGGCCUACGACAAAAUCGAUGACAUGGAAAAUAAACGCAAAGCCCUGCAAAAUGAACUCGACGAUUUGGUAAAUACUCAGGGCACCGCCGACAAGAAUGUCCACGAGCUGGAGAAGGCUAAACGUGCCUUGGAGUCGCAAUUGGCCGAAUUGAAAGCACAAAAUGAGGAACUCGAAGAUGACCUGCAAUUGACCGAAGAUGCCAAACUCCGUCUCGAGGUGAACAUGCAGGCUCUACGCUCUCAAUUCGAACGUGACCUUCAAGCCAAGGAGGAACAGGCCGAAGAGAAACGUCGUGGCCUUGUCAAACAGUUGCGUGAUUUGGAAGCCGAACUGGAUGAGGAACGUAAACAGCGCACCGCCGCCGUAGCCGCGAAGAAGAAGUUGGAAGGAGAUCUCAAGGAAAUGGAAACCACCAUGGAAAUGCACAACAAGGUGAAAGAAGAUGCCCUCAAACAUGCCAAGAAAUUACAGGUGCAAGUCAAGGAUGCUUUGCGUGAAGCCGAAGAAGCCAAAGCAGCCAAGGAAGAAUUACAGGCGGCCAGUAAAGAAGCCGAACGUAAGGUCAAGGCCCUGGAAGCUGAGGUAAUGCAGCUGACCGAAGAUCUGGCUAGCUCGGAGAGAGCACGUCGCGCCGCCGAAACCGAACGUGACGAGCUGGCCGAAGAAAUGGCCGCCAACGCCAGCAAGGGUACACUAAUGAUCGACGAGAAGCGUCGCUUGGAAGCCCGCAUUGCCUCCCUCGAAGAAGAACUCGAGGAAGAACAAUCCAAUUCCGAAGUAUUAUUAGAUCGUAGCCGUAAAGCACAGCUGCAGAACGAACAGCUGUCCACAGAAUUGGCCACGGAAAAGUCCAAUUCACAAAAGAACGAGAAUGCCCGAGCCCUGUUGGAACGCCAGAACAAGGAACUGAAAGCCAAACUGGCCGAAAUCGAAACAGUUCAAAGAACAAAGAUCAAAGCCACCAUUGCCACACUGGAAGCCAAGAUUGCCAACCUCGAAGAACAGCUGGACAAUGAGGGUAAAGAGCGAUUGCUGCAACAGAAGGCAAAUCGUAAAAUGGAGAAGAAGAUCAAGGAAUUGGGCCUGAACAUUGAGGAUGAGAGAAGACAUGCCGAUCAAUACAAAGAGCAAAUCGAUAAACUUAACAGUCGCAUGAAAUUGUUGAAACGUAAUUUGGAUGAAACCGAAGAGGAAUUGCAAAAGGAGAAGACACAAAAACGCAAAUAUCAACGUGAAUGCGAGGAUAUGAUUGAAAGUCAAGAAGCCAUGAAUCGUGAAAUUAAUUCACUGAAAACCAAAUUAAGGCGCACCGGCGGCAUGGGUAUAAGUUCGAGUCGUCUCACCGGUACACCAUCCUCCAAACGUGGUGGUGGCGGCGGUGGAGAUGAUAGCUCAGUACAGGAUGAAUCUUUGGAUGGUGAUGAUUCGGGCAAUUAAAUUAAAAAGCAAGCAAGCAAGAAAGGAAA
Messenger RNA from Musca vetustissima, 5706 nucleotides. RefSeq names its product myosin heavy chain, non-muscle (gene zip). Gene Ontology annotation, cellular component: myosin complex. The record is from RefSeq and is a predicted model, not a curated record. The coding region runs from base 26 to 5677 and encodes 1883 amino acids. The transcript has 10 exons. Lineage: Eukaryota; Metazoa; Arthropoda; Insecta; Diptera; Muscidae. Gene Ontology annotation, molecular function: protein binding; cytoskeletal motor activity; ATP binding.